Sciurus carolinensis (gray squirrel) is the source of this 4431-nucleotide messenger RNA. It is a transcript of the gene Stam, whose product is annotated as signal transducing adaptor molecule. Gene Ontology annotation, molecular function: phosphatidylinositol binding; ubiquitin binding. NCBI's taxonomy places the organism in Eukaryota, Metazoa, Chordata, Mammalia, Rodentia, Sciuridae. Gene Ontology annotation, biological process: protein transport to vacuole involved in ubiquitin-dependent protein catabolic process via the multivesicular body sorting pathway. The coding region runs from base 167 to 1762 and encodes 531 amino acids. Gene Ontology annotation, cellular component: ESCRT-0 complex. The transcript has 14 exons. The record is from RefSeq and is a predicted model, not a curated record.
CGCUGCUGCCGCGGUUGCUGGGGGUGGAUGAGAGGAGGAGCUGUCGUGGACACUGUAGAAUCAGUCGCUCGCUGUUUUUGCAGGAGGAGUCUUCCUUCCCACGUCUAACCCUGACUCCCGUGCUGUCUAGGGGGAGUCUCUGCGGACACUUCGGUAGGCAGUGGAGAUGCCUCUCUUUGCCACCAAUCCCUUCGACCAGGAUGUUGAGAAAGCAACCAGUGAGAUGAAUACUGCUGAGGACUGGGGCCUCAUCUUGGAUAUUUGUGAUAAGGUUGGCCAGUCUCGUACUGGACCUAAAGAUUGUCUUCGGUCUAUUAUGAGGAGGGUGAACCAUAAAGAUCCUCAUGUUGCUAUGCAAGCUUUGACUCUUCUAGGAGCAUGUGUAUCAAACUGUGGCAAAAUUUUUCAUUUAGAAGUAUGUUCAAGAGAUUUUGCUAGUGAAGUAAGCAACGUAUUGAAUAAGGGUCAUCCUAAAGUAUGUGAAAAAUUAAAGGCUCUUAUGGUUGAAUGGACAGAUGAAUUCAAGAAUGAUCCACAGCUUAGUCUAAUAUCAGCAAUGAUUAAGAACCUUAAGGAACAAGGAGUUACAUUCCCAGCUAUUGGCUCUCAGGCUGCAGAACAAGCAAAAGCAAGCCCAGCUCUAGUAGCCAAGGAUCCUGGGACUGCAGCUAACAAAAAAGAAGAAGAAGAUUUAGCAAAAGCCAUUGAGUUGUCCCUCAAGGAGCAAAGGCAGCAGUCAACUACCCUUUCUACUUUGUAUCCAAGCACAUCCAGUCUUUUAACUAACCACCAACAUGAAGGCCGAAAAGUUCGUGCUAUAUAUGACUUUGAAGCUGCUGAAGAUAAUGAACUUACGUUUAAAGCUGGGGAAAUUAUUACAGUUCUUGAUGACAGUGAUCCCAACUGGUGGAAAGGUGAAACCCAUCAAGGCAUAGGGUUAUUUCCUUCUAAUUUUGUGACGGCAGAUCUCACGGCUGAACCAGAAAUGAUUAAAACAGAGAAGAAGACGGUACAAUUUAGUGAUGAUGUUCAAGUAGAAACAAUAGAGCCAGAACCAGAACCAGCCUUUAUUGAUGAAGAUAAAAUGGACCAGUUGUUACAGAUGUUGCAAAGUACUGAUCCCAGUGAUAAUCAACCAGAUCUACCAGAGCUACUUCAUCUAGAAGCAAUGUGUCACCAGAUGGGACCUCUCAUUGAUGAAAAGCUGGAAGAUAUUGAUAGGAAACAUUCAGAACUCUCAGAACUUAAUGUUAAAGUGAUGGAGGCACUUUCAUUGUAUACUAAAUUAAUGAAUGAAGAUCCCAUGUAUUCCAUGUAUGCAAAAUUACAGAAUCAGCAGUAUUAUAUGCAGUCAUCUGGUGUUUCUGGUUCUCAGGUAUAUCCAGGGCCUCAUCAAAGUGGUGCUUACCUGGUUGCAGGGAAUGCCCAGAUGAGUCAUCUCCAGAGCUACAGUCUUCCUCCAGAGCAAUUGUCUUCUCUUAGCCAAGGAGCAGUCCCACCAUCUGCAAACCCACCCCUUCCUAGUCAGCAGACCCAGGCUUCUUACUCAAAUGCAAUGGUUCAAGGAAAUACAUAUCCCACCCAGGCUUCAAUCUAUAGUCCUCCUCCCACUGCUGCUGCUGCAACUGCUGAUGUCACUAUAUACCAGAAUGCAGGAACUAUGCCAAACUAUAAUUUAACAUCAUCAACCCUGCCUCAGCCGGGAGGCAACCAACAGCCACCUCAGCCACAGCAACCAUAUUCUCAGAAGGCUCUGCUAUAGGACCCAGUGUUCCUCACUGUGGCACAUAUCUGCUAAAUGCCACUGACAAUGUUAUAAGAUGCGUUAAUUCUUAAGAUUUGUUUAUCCUCAGCUUAUAGGAAUCUAUCAUGGUCAACAAGUUUGAAUAUUCAAGAAAGUAGAACUCUCUUCAAUUUGCACUGACUUUUUAGAGGGUCACCCCUCUGCCAGAGGAAUGAAACUACUUAAUAAUAUUUGAUUCCUUUCAUAAUAUGAAGAAUUGAUACAAGAUUAUUUGUCUCAUAAAAUUACCUGGUCUGCAAAAAGUCAAACUUAAAAAAACUGUUGUGGCAAAUGUUAUGUACAUAUAUUGAUAUGUAACUUCAUUAGUGGCCAUUUGAAUCACAAUGGUGAUCAUGUGAAUAUAUUUAACACUGUGUUAAAUUAAUUUACAUUGCUAUUUUAUUUUAAUCAUGAACAACUACCUUGUUUCCUAAUGUUCUGUGUAAAUUUAAGAUAUUUACACUGUCCUUUUAAACUGCAAGAGAACAAAGUUGUAGCAUAUUUACGUGAAGGCAUUGUUGUCCGUGUUUCAGUUUCACAUUAAACUGAACCUUUCUUUUCAUAAUUGUGAUCUAAACUUGUGUAAAUUAUGUCUUUCUGUAGCCUCUGCAUACUACUGGCUGUCAUCACACCAGCGUACAGUAGCUAAAUUUUUGGCGCAGUUAUAGCAAAUGAUGAUGUUCCCUUUUAGACUUUUACCUUUUGGCAUGAAAUUUCAGAUAUUGUGGGACCAUGAGACAAAAUUAAGUAGGAUUACAUUCUUUAUAUCUUAUUUUUAAAGAAAUAAUGUUGAUUUACUUUUUCCUAGUUGAAGAUAGCAAUUAGGUUUCUAAGCUGUAUACUGUGUUUUUUGGUGGCAGUGACACCAAAGAUAGAGGCAAUGGAUAGAAAUUUUUUAACUGGAAAGAAAACACUACAUUUUCAAAGUCUCUUGUAAUUAUUUAGGAUACAAACAAAAUUUGAUUCACUUGUCUUACCCCACUGCUAGCCUUUUAAAUAUGUCUAACAUAUUGUAUCCUUGAAUUCAUCAUUAAAAUGAAUAUAAGUAGCUGUUUCAAAGUAAUUUUAUAUUCCUGGCUUUGCUUCACAGUUUAUGUAUUUAUUAUUAUCUUUCAAACUGGAGUUUUUAGUUGCUUUCUCGCUUUUGAAGUUCUAAUGAGUGAUUUUGGCUUUGUAUUGGGAGUAUUUUUGAAUGAAUACCUUCAUACAAGGAAUGUUUCCACUGACAUUUUAAUCUUAAAUAUUUAUAACUUCACUGGUUUUACUACAUUAUAAUUUAACAAUAUUAUUUGAACACUUGAAAAAAUUGAGUGACAUAUUUAAUGAAUUAACGAACUUCAUACUAUAAGUGCAAGUUAGAUUUGUUACUAAGAUUAUUACAAUCAGGUAACUUGUUUGCUUCCUUAUUGACAAAUGACUCCAUUGUUGGCAGAUAAUCUUAAUGAUGACUAAUUCCACAGGUUCAUAUUUAAAGCACCAUCUUCAACCUAAAUGUUUCACUCUGGUGAUGUAUUUUUCUGAGUUUAGAGUAUGUUGCCCUCAAAUAAUAAUUUUAAAUUUUCAAUUCAAACUUCACACUUGAACUAUUUUUUGUAAGUUACUUUGAUAAACUUUGUUAAACAGAUGAUAAUCUUUUUCAUUUCAAUUUGAAUAUUUUGGUUUAAUUGAUAUACUUUUCCCCAAGUCAUUGUAUUUUUCUUUCUUUUGAUGAAUUUCUAUUUAAAACUGUGUCCUUUUCCCAUUUUGAUACCCUUCAUGUUACAAAAUCAAUUAAAUAUUCUCUGUUCUUUUUUAUCCUAUAAGAGUCAAAGAGUGGCAAAAUGGAAAAAAAAAACCUUAUUUUAAUGCAUAUAUAUUACUUGUUACCUAUUGAUUAUCAGGCUUGGGAAGAUUUAAAGGAUGAGAACUUAAAGCAUACUAUCUUUGUGCCUUUCAUUUAUUAAGAAUGAAAAUAUUAGGUGAAAACAAUUUCAAUGAAAAUGAAGCACUGGCUUUUCCACCUUUCAAAUAACAUGACAAAGGUGAAAAUAGGAAGGGAACAACUAGGAUCUCAAAUGAUUUUUUUGAGACCUGUGUGUAUUGCAUUUUCAAGAAAUCUUUCAUUAAUAGCUUUUUUUUUUAUUUUAAAGGGGUAGAAUUAUAAAAUGAACUAACUUUAAUGUAAACUUCUGUGAAGCAAAUUUUAUUUUUCAGUUUAUUUCUUUUAUAAAGUUUAAAAUUUGUUUCCACCACAGUGACAACUAAGUGGAAAAACCCAAUUCAGUUACUAUGUAGCAUUAAUAGCCAACAGACCCUGUGGCUAAUUGGAUAUGAUAAUCUAUCAGUACCUUAAACCUACUAGGAGUGAUUUUUAAUAUAUACUUAAUAUGGUGAUGGUCUUCCUUCACUAUGAUCUCUCUUAGUGGGGGACCAUCUUAUGUGCCUAAAGAUGCACAAACUUCUUUUCUAUACCUCUUAGUUUUUGUAUUUAAAAUUGUUAAUAGACGAGUUUACUUCAUUUCUGGUAGAUAUGACUUUUAUAUAUGAUAUGUGUCUAAUUGAGCUUGAAAAUAUCUUUUGUGGAAGGCUUCAUUUGUGUAAGACAAAUUAAUGCCCUACUUGCUAAACUAUGCAACUAUAAAAAUUAUAGAAAUUAUUUUUCAAAAUGA